UCUGAUGAAGAUAAACGGAAGAACAAAUUAUUGGUGGGUUCUCUCGAAGGUAAAGGCACAGUAAAAACACCACGUGUUGCAUCAGCCAUGGCGUCAGUUGUACGUGGACAUUUUAGUCCUAACAAUCCAUAUUUAGACAAACCACAGCAAGUGGGCCAUGGGGCCACUAUCAGCGCACCUCACAUGCACGGUGCCACUCUAGAGCUGAUGGUGGAUCGUCUCCAGGAGGGUGCUCGCUGCCUUGAUGUCGGCAUGGGGAGCGGAUACCUGACGGCCUGCAUGGCCAUUAUGGCAGGAAGAACAGGGUACACGGUUGGGAUUGACAUAGUUGAGGGUUUGGUGAAGUUUGCCGAAGCCAAUAUGAAGAAAGAUCCGCGUCUCAGGGAAUUAAUGGACACCAACCACUUGGUUCUGGUGUGUGCCGACGGUAAAGAUGGACACGAAGCCUUGGGCCCCUAUGACGUCAUCCAUGUUGGUGGGGCGGCACCAGAAGUACCCAGUGCACUGACCAAGCAACUCAAGGUUGGGGGCUGCCUUGUAAUGCCUGUGGGUACGGAAGAAGGACAGACUUUGAAAGUGGUGGAAAAACAGAACGGCGGUACUUUUACAGUGAGAAACGUGCUCGGUGUUAUAUACCAACAGCUUAAAUGAAUGAAUCGUGCUGACUACAUCAAAUGGACAAUUUUU
Lingula anatina is the source of this 687-nucleotide messenger RNA. Its product is annotated as E3 ubiquitin-protein ligase TRIM56-like. Gene Ontology annotation, biological process: protein modification process. Gene Ontology annotation, molecular function: zinc ion binding; protein-L-isoaspartate (D-aspartate) O-methyltransferase activity. The record is from RefSeq and is a predicted model, not a curated record. Lineage: Eukaryota; Metazoa; Brachiopoda; Lingulata; Lingulida; Lingulidae.